UCCCAGCACGGGCAAGGGAACCACACCAUCCAUCUCUUCUUCGUGUCGUCUCCCUCGUCUGGCUCUCUCAUAUACCCCGGCCCCCGCGCUGCACCCGCCCUGUUCGCCGCCCUCUCUCUUCCUUUCCCCUCCCCUUCACUCCCUCGUGCUGCUGCUUGUUGAUUGUUGUUGUUCCUGUUCCUUGCUCCUCCCACAUACGUAUCGUAUUCCUAUUUUCCCCCAUUCAUCACGCUCGCUCGCUUUCCCUCUCCUCGCUCCAAGACCACCCAUGUCGUCUGCCGAGCAGUAAAAUCAAGCGGGGUCAAAAAGACGAAACGACGAGAUCGAUCAACAAACAACAAUAAUCCACACCUUGUAGCUGCUGCAGCUCUGCUCCAUUUCAAACAACACACACCCCAGUCAGCAGCAGGCCUCAGGCGCACACACAAACACGCGCCCACCCAGCAGAGAGUACCUAGAGCCCCGCCGCAGAAGGAACAACACCACCAGCUCGUCAGACGCGAUCCAUCGUCACUCACUCACCCGUGCUCGUGCUGCUGCCGACUCUCUUCCCUCGCAUCAACCACUCCACAACUCCUCUGGAGUCGUCACUCACCACCGCCAUGGCUGCCGUCACCCGCCAGCCGUUUGCCCCCCUCGACGGGGCGCGUCUGCAGAGCCUGACGAGCCUCAAGAAUAGGCAAAACGCCGUCGCGCCCCCCAGCGGCAAGCGCAAGGCCGAGCUGCUCGACGUUGACGACGACGCGGAAAACGUCGAUCCCGUCCUCUUCGCCAAGCGCUCCAAGGGCUCCAACUCCUCCGCCUCGCCUCUCAAGGACGCCCUGCUCAAGCCCGCCCCCUCCGCCUUCAUCCUCACCAGAGCUGCCGCCGCUCCCUCCACGCCCUCGGCUGCCGCCAGGCUUCCCCUCAAGCACAGCUCCACGCUCAGGCGCACCCUCCAGCCCAAGUCGCCCGCCGCCCGCCUCAACAGCGCCCUCGCCAGCAAGUCGUCGCCGUCCGUCUCCGCGCCCGCCGGCCGCUCGCCCACCCGCGGCAAGCGCUCUGGCAUCCUCUCCAGCCGCCGGCGCUCCGGCCCCUACACGCGCGUCGACCCACCCUCGUUUGGCCUCGGCAAGGCUUCCUCUGCUGCUCCCUUUUCUCUCGACGCCGCCCUCAAAGGCACCAUCUCCAGCUAUGCUCCGCCGCCGGCAUCAUCAUCGGCGUCCGUCGCCCGCGCCGCCAGGCCUUCAGCCCGCUCCUCUUCCUCCACCACCAGCCUGCUCGACGAGCCUGAGGCCAAGGCGAGCUGGUUCUUCGACAUCCACGAGGACACCCCGGAGCAGGAGAUGACCAACCUGCUGCAGCACAGCACGUGCGUUCUCGACAUCUCGUCAGACGAGGAGAGCGCGCGCAAGGCCACCCGCGAGCGCGACGAGGGCCGCGACAAGGAGAACGUGCCGCCUCCCGACGAUGUCUCGCAGACCCGGGGCGCCAGCAGCCACAGCCGCGCCGCCCCCGACGACAUGGUGGUCGAAAAGGAGAGGGUCGCGCUCGGCGAGAUGAACGCCGUCGACUUUUACGCCGACGGCUGCGAUGAGUCGUCGGUGGUGCUCGUGCACGAGGACGACGAGCAGGAGCAAGAGCAAGAGCAGGAGCAGGAGUCGGAGCCGCCCUCGUCUCGCAACUUCAAGUUUGCACCCGACCUCGAGGUCCUGGCCGCCGACGAGGCGGAGCCCGAGGGCGACGCCGUCACCGAAGUAGCCGCACUCAUGGGCGCGGCCACCAAGGGCUCCUCCAAGGCGGCCGUCCUGCAGCCCAUGGACGGCACGGGCGAGAGCUUUGACCUGUGGGAGAGCGAAAGCAACAAGGACGAGAGCGAGGCCGCCGCCGCCGCCGCCGCCGUCGCCGCCUCAUGACGUCUC
Purpureocillium takamizusanense is the source of this 1901-nucleotide messenger RNA. RefSeq lists its product as uncharacterized. The coding region runs from base 603 to 1895 and encodes 430 amino acids. The transcript has 2 exons. Lineage: Eukaryota; Fungi; Ascomycota; Sordariomycetes; Hypocreales; Ophiocordycipitaceae. The record is from RefSeq and is a predicted model, not a curated record.